Molecule: messenger RNA, 3412 nt
Organism: Melitaea cinxia (Glanville fritillary)
Lineage: Eukaryota; Metazoa; Arthropoda; Insecta; Lepidoptera; Nymphalidae
Gene: wdb
Product: serine/threonine-protein phosphatase 2A 56 kDa regulatory subunit epsilon isoform
Exons: 8
Coding region: 507-1901 (464 amino acids)
Biological process (GO): protein dephosphorylation; signal transduction
Cellular component (GO): protein phosphatase type 2A complex; nucleus; cytosol
Molecular function (GO): protein phosphatase activator activity
Source: RefSeq, a predicted model, not a curated record
UUAGUUUUCUACUACUCUUAAAAGGAUUAUACUUGAUUGAUUUUGACGUUUUUCGUGUUAAUAUUUCGAAAUCUUUAAAUAUUUCAACGAUUAUUGUGAGAAAAUUAAAUUGUCAUCGACUGACCGGCUGAUAUUACACGAGGCUUGUAUGUAUAUGUGACUUCUGCCUUCAGGUAUUAGUGACACGCCUCAGAAAAUAAAACUUAAUUUUGUGAAUGGACUUAUUAUAUUUUGUUAUUGUGUCGUUUUUGUGAUAAAGACGUUUUAAAAUUACGUAACUUGUGGAAUCUUAGUGUAUUAAAGAAUGGCCUGAGUGUGACCACACCAUUACCGUCAUGUGUGACGAAGGAAUGUUUAUUUAGGCUCUAAUAUUUUGCUGCGACUGUACCCUAAGUGCUCGUUUGAUUCGUAGAUUGGGCUGGAUCAUGAAUCUAUCCGAAUCAAAACAAGUUUUGCAUUAAUUGUUCUGGACCUAUUGUCAUUUCGGAUACUUUUAUAUUAGCAAAAUGUCCUCGGGAACGUUUGUGGAUAGGAUUGACCCAUUCGCCAAGCGAUCGUUGAAGAAAAAGACCAAGAAGUCUCAAGGAUCCUCGCGUUAUCGCAACACGCAAGAUGUGGAACUACAGGCAUUGCCUCUUUUAAAAGAUGUUCCAGGCAGUGAGCAAGAGGAACUUUUUAUUCGUAAACUGCGGCAAUGCUGUGUUGCUUUUGAUUUUAUGGAUCCAGUAGCAGAUGUUAAGGGGAAAGAGAUCAAGCGUGCCACACUCAAUGAGCUUGUAGAGUACAUCACUCCCGGCCGUGGAGUGCUCACCGAACCUGUCUAUCCAGAGAUCAUAAAAAUGAUAUCAGCAAACCUGUUCCGUACCCUGCCGCCAAGCGAGAAUCCCGACUUCGACCCUGAGGAGGACGACCCGACUCUCGAGGCGUCGUGGCCGCACCUUCAGCUGGUGUAUGAAUUCUUCCUGCGCUUCCUCGAAUCCACUGACUUUCAGCCGACCAUUGGCAAGAAGGUCAUCGAUCAGAAAUUUGUGUUGCAGCUAUUAGAUUUGUUCGACUCUGAGGAUCCACGCGAGCGCGACUUCCUCAAGACUGUGCUACAUCGCAUCUACGGCAAGUUCUUGGGACUGCGAGCCUUCAUACGAAAACAGAUAAACAACAUAUUCCUUAGAUUCGUCUAUGAAACCGAACACUUUAACGGCGUUGGUGAACUGCUUGAAAUAUUGGGAAGUAUAAUAAACGGGUUCGCUUUGCCGCUGAAGAGCGAGCACAAACAGUUCCUCGUGAAGGUGUUGCUGCCGCUGCACAAGGUGAAGUGCCUGUCUCUGUACCACGCGCAGCUCGCCUACUGCGUGGUGCAGUUCCUGGAGAAGGACGCCACGCUCACCGAGCCCGUCGUGCGCGGUUUGCUCAAGUUCUGGCCGAAGACCUGCUCGCAGAAGGAGGUUAUGUUCCUCGGAGAGAUUGAAGAGAUUUUGGAUGUUAUUGAACCUGCACAGUUUGCUAAAAUUCAAGAACCACUCUUUAGGCAAAUAGCCAAAUGUGUGUCUAGUCCACAUUUCCAGGUGGCUGAAAGAGCACUUUACUAUUGGAACAACGAAUAUAUUUUGUCAUUGAUGGAAGAGAACAACCAAGUGAUAAUGCCAAUCAUGUUUCCUGCACUGUAUAGGAUGAGCAAGGAACAUUGGAACCAGACCAUAGUGACACUUGUGUACAACGUGCUCAAGACUUUCAUGGAAAUGAAUUCGAAAUUAUUCGACGAGCUCACUGCAAGUUACAAGGCAGAACGGCAAAAAGAGAAGAAGCGCGAGAAGGAGCGCGACGAGCUGUGGAAGCGGCUGGGCGAGAUGGAGAUCAGCCACAAGCGGCAGGCGGCGGGCGCGGCCGCGGCGCUGGCCAAGUGAUGCGCUCCCGCGGCUAGAUAAUGCGAUGCGGCUUAUUUUCACCUCUGUUUCAUAUUUUCAAUGCGAUUACAUUUUUGUUAAUGACGUUAUUAAUUUUUUACACCUCCAACGAUUCGUCCGCUCGUCGUCGCGUCCUGGACGCGCCCCCGUCGUCUUAAUAGUGUUUUAUAUUCGUUUACGUAGGAUACUAGAUUACUUUAGGAUUUUUUUAAAUAUUGUUAAAUCGUUCGAUAAGUUAAAAGUUGUAUGUAUUAUUGAUGCGUGAUCGAUUGUAUCGCAUUUCGAGACACCGAUGAUUGUAUUAUUCGGGCACCCGGCUUUCGGCUGAAAAUGAUUGUACAAAAAAAAAUUAAUAGUGAAAUUCAAAGAUGUAAUUUGUUUAGUGCGCGGGCCGCGAGGCGCUGGCCCGCUCGUAGUUCGUUCGUCGUAAUUUUGUUUAUUAGAUGCUGGCUACUAAUGGUAAUUUUGUCGUACUAUCAUUUUGUAUAGAUACAUAGUGUAAAUAGGCAUUUAUUUAUUAUAAAUUUAUGGCAGUGUGAUUUUUAUACAUAGCUACGGGACCGAUGAAGCGAACUGGAGACUAUGAAUGUUACAUGCGUACGGCACGAUCGAAACUAAAGUACUAAACAAAAAAAGGUAAGUCAAUCAUACUGGAGUAGAACGAUGUCGAAGUAGAUAUGAUAAUUUUAAGAAAAUAGUCAUUCAUUUGUAUGAUAUUGCUGUAGCCAUUAAUUUUUCUAUGAUCACAAGUAGAGCAGCGCGGACGGUGCCCGCCCGCGCCUCUGUAUAUAGUAUGUACGACACGCGUCCCGUGCGUAUGUAUGUAUGUACACUAUGGAGAUGUUUGUUAUGUAAAAUGUAUUAACAUUGCAAAAAUUAUAUGAUCUUAUAAAUAAAUUACUAUUAUAGUACACAGUAUGAAAAUAAAAAGUUAACUCACAUAAAUUGAAUCGUUUAAGUAAAUGUAAGCGUAGGCGCGACAACCUCGCCCGCGUCGCGGUGCGGUCGCGGUACGGUCGCGUCCUUCACGUUACGCGCUAACUGCAUACGAAUAUACAAGUCAUUUUCAUAUUACUUAUUUUUUCAUUUCCGUUCGAAUUUACAUUCGGAUAACGGAUUUUAUAUUAUAUUUUCUUUUAAUGGAAAAGUUAUUUUUAUGAAUAUCUAUUAUUUAGGUUAAACAUAAAAAAUAAUUGUGUUGUAAAAUAUGUGUACUUGGGUAAAAUAAAAAACACAAAUAUUAUGAAAUUUUGAUAAUUCUUGUACCAGUUGUACCACAAAUCUGUAAAGAAAUAAAACUAAUUCGUAACCAUUAGUGCUGAGCUUACUUGAGCUUGCAUUUUUCUUAUUUUCGUUUUUAUUUAUUCCACAAAUUAGAUGUAGGAAGAGACACGGCCCCUUCCCCUAAAUCCUUUAUUACUACGCAAAUGUACAUGUAGAUAUAAAUAUGUCGAUGUUAAAAUAUAAAUAACAUUGGAGUUUAUUAUAUAAAUUAAAGGUAUAAAUAACUA